AUUUGGGGACAGUUCCCGCCAACGGCAUUCGACUCCCCGUUCCCUGUCUCCGCUGGAGGGCCGGGCGCGGGGUCGCCGGAGAUUGCGGGAAUCCAGCCCCCACGCGCUGACCCUUGAUUCUCUUCGCCGGCCGCGCGCCCGCCUCGCCACUGGCCUCGAGAGGCGUGUGUAGACGUGGCUCCUUUCUGCCUCCCCGUUUUGAGGGAGUCGGUCCUCCAGGGAGGCACCGGCCUCCUGGGGGCUUCUCUGUGUGUGGCGGGACUGGGGUCCGCCGGCCAUGGCCUUCACUUUCGCCGCCUUCUGCUACAUGCUGUCUCUGGUGCUGUGCGCCGCACUCAUCUUCUUCGCCAUCUGGCACAUAAUUGCUUUUGACGAGUUAAGGACGGAUUUUAAGAGCCCCAUUGACCAGUGCAACCCUGUUCAUGCGAGGGAACGGCUGAGGAACAUCGAGCGCAUCUGCUUCCUUCUGCGAAAGCUGGUGCUGCCCGAGUACUCCAUCCACAGCCUCUUCUGCGUCAUGUUCCUGUGUGCGCAGGAGUGGCUCACGCUGGGGCUGAACGUCCCUCUACUGUUCUAUCACUUCUGGAGGUAUUUCCACUGCCCGGCGGACAGUUCAGAGCUGGCCUAUGACCCGCCGGUGGUCAUGAAUGCAGACACCUUGAGUUACUGUCAGAAGGAGGCCUGGUGCAAGCUGGCAUUCUACCUCCUGUCCUUCUUCUACUACCUGUACUGCAUGAUCUACACGCUAGUGAGCUCUUAACGCAAAGACCAUGCACGUCGUCAGAGACUGGGAAGGGAGCGGCCUGAGGCCGAGGAGUCCCUUCUGCGGGAGACUGGAGGAGGGGCCGGA
Messenger RNA from Propithecus coquereli (Coquerel's sifaka), 850 nucleotides. RefSeq names its product cornichon family AMPA receptor auxiliary protein 3 (gene CNIH3). The record is from RefSeq and is a predicted model, not a curated record. Gene Ontology annotation, cellular component: dendrite; synapse. The transcript is spliced from 6 exons. Gene Ontology annotation, biological process: vesicle-mediated transport; regulation of AMPA receptor activity. The coding region runs from base 278 to 760 and encodes 160 amino acids. NCBI's taxonomy places the organism in Eukaryota, Metazoa, Chordata, Mammalia, Primates, Indriidae.